Molecule: messenger RNA, 86 nt
Organism: Didymodactylos carnosus
Lineage: Eukaryota; Metazoa; Rotifera; Eurotatoria; Philodinida; Philodinidae
Source: the annotation of a GenBank genome assembly
AUGGCUCAUUACAAGGAUGGGCAAGUAUGCUGACUUUCAACUCCAAUCCACUCCAACUUCGUUUCAAAUUUUCGAGCAUUUAGAGC